Rhincodon typus (whale shark) is the source of this 1008-nucleotide messenger RNA. Its product is annotated as vitamin K-dependent protein S-like. The transcript has 5 exons. The record is from RefSeq and is a predicted model, not a curated record. Lineage: Eukaryota; Metazoa; Chordata; Chondrichthyes; Orectolobiformes; Rhincodontidae. Bases 16 to 753 code for a protein of 245 amino acids.
UUUCACAAACUGUGAAUGAUACAAGCAGUACAGGAACUGAUGAACCCUCGGUUAGAUGGCUGUAUGCGGAGAUGGAGCUGGAUGAAUCAAGGAUCUGCUGGAAUUGAAGAUGUUAUUCAGAAUAUAAAAAGCAAGCAGUGCUAUCAGGAUAUAGUGAAGGGCUCCUACUUCCCUGGCAUGGGAUAUGCUAUGCUUCCAUUAAAUUACAAUAUGACAGAAGAUCCUCCAGGAGGUUGGAAAAUUAAGCUGUUUCUCGAAAUGCAACCAACAAAAGAUACUGGUGUGUUAUUUGCUUUGAUCAGUGGAGAGAAUGUCCCAUUGUCACUUUCCCUAACGUAUUCCAACUCAACACCAACAGGCAAAAAGCAGGACCUCAUUCUGGCUAUAGAGAAUCGGACGAUGUGUCGAGCGGAGGGGAUUAGCCUGUGUGAUGGCGAGCGUCACUCAGUCAAUCUCACCGUAACCGUUGAAGGCAUCCUGUGGACUGUGGAUGAAGUUGCUCACAGGAGCCACUUGACCAGCUCGGAACUGAGGAAGCAACUAGUCCUGUUGGAUCAAGCCAUGCAGGAAACAGUCAAUACCACACUAGGAGGCAUACCAGCUGUUCCAUUUACAUCCGCACCUAUCACAGCUUCCUUUACCGGAUGCCUCGAUAUAAAGAUUAAUGAUGAAAUUAUCGACCUGGAUGAAGCCAGUCACAGGGAUCCCAAUAUCCAGUCCCACUCAUGCCCAUCAGUGAAGAGAGAAGAUUAGAGUCUGUCAGGCACUCUGUCACUGUAGUAAAUAUUCCUGUGUUCCAAUUAUUGCGUGCCACUGUGUGGAGAUUGUUAUAAAAUUCAUAGGCUGUAAACUGGACAUCAGGAAAACCUUCUGGAAUAAGUGUAGAAUUUAAAAAUGUUUGCCCUGUGCUAAAAGAUAACAACUAAACCAAAAGUGUAAAUUCUAAGACACUUUUUUUAAGAAGUGUUUGUCAAUAUGCGUGUUUAAUUAAACUGAAACUGUAGUGAA